CCAGUGCUGGGGCCGCCCCCGGCCGGGGGCUCUGCUGGGUCCUGGCGCCCCGUGCCCACCGGACGCGCCUCGCCGCCCGCGGCCCCGGACAGGCAGGUACCGACCCCGGUGCGGGGAGCUGCGGCCGCGGGCGAAGCCGGCCGGGGAGUGGGGAGGCGGCCCCGCGUGGGCAGGUGGCCGGGUGGCCGGGGGCACGCACCCGGCCGGGGCAAGGGCAGGGUGUGCACGGGUGUGCACACGCAUGCACACGCAAGCAGGGGUAGGGAUGCGUGCAGAUGGACGGGCAGGCAGGCAGCAUCCAGGGAUGAGCACAGGUGUGCACACACCCAUGCACUCAGAAACACACAUGCAUGCACAUAUGUGCACGUGCACACCCGCCUCCACACGCUCACACACACAAAGUCGUGGGCACUACAUGCACACGUGUUCUCGUGUACACCCCGGGCCAUAUAGACCUAAAGGAACAAAGGCUCAAAGUGAAGCAGCACUACCCACACGGUGGCACACACAGGUACUGUCAUGUCACUCACACACCUGGGCAUAUCUGCACAGACACUCCCGCUGCCCUGGUGUCACCUGCCAUGCAUGCACAAUCACAACAGCCCUACGGCGUCGCACACCUUGCAGAGUGGCCUCAGAGCAUGCAGUAGUGCACUCACAGGCACUCACAAUUAUGCUCUCCAGUUGUGCCCAACCACGCAUGCAACACUGAUUUCUGCACAGCUACCUGGGAGGCGUAUACAGCUUAGAACUACACACAAUCGCAACAACGCCAUCACAGUCACACCAGCAGAGAGCUUCUCCAGUACCCAUGAACUUAGCCUUGCUGAAUCAGUUGCUGUUUUACACAACUCCACACAAUCACAUCUAAGUGUGUGCUUAAUUGCACCACACUUGUGAAGACAGUGACACAGGAAUAGGCAUACAGAUCUGAUACUACACACACACACACAAUUGCAUUGUGCUGACACUUGGCUCUCACACAUGUGCACACAUGCAUGCACACACGCAUGCAUCUGAGCUCUGCCCCUCUUCUCUCUUCCUGGCUAGCACAGGGCCAAGGGGGCACUCCAUGGGCAGAGAUGCCUGCCCCAGCCUCCAGCACUCACCCCCACUUUUCCUGUAACUGGUUUAAAGGCUACCUCUGGCAUGACCAUGGUGGAUCUCACUACCCCACACAUGGAGAGCCCAUGGGGCCACCUUGCACAAAUGCAGCCAGUAGCAGGGGUUGGCUGAUGGAAGGCAUUUUUACUGGUGCCAAGGGGCUAAGAGACACUUGGGAGGGAAGUGGGAGUUGGUGGGCAAGCAGUGCCUGCAGCCUGAGUGCAAAUGAAUUAGGACUAGUGUGGACUUAGUUGGACAGGGCAGGGGAAGUUGAGAUGAGAAGGAAGGCAGGCUGGGGGUAGUGGCUGUGUGCUGCUGUGAGAUGGAACUAGGAUGCUCCAGGAGGGGAAACAAGGUCUGGUGGCUUAGAGCAGGGGGCCUGGGACUUUUACCUAAUCAUGCCCUGCCUUGGGGUCCUGGCUGUAGGGGAACACACCGCUGUGGUUUGGAAUGGAAGAGACCAGGUGGGCACUUCUCCUGCUCACCAUCUCUCCUCCCCCAGAGUGAUGCUCAUGUAGAUGAAUGGAGUUCCUCAUGGAGCGAGCCAAGCAGAGGGAGCGCAAUGGUGGGGAAGCAGAUGUGUGCCCGUCACGGGGCAGACAGGAGUGGGGGCCACGCCUGACCCUGGAGCCCACAGGAGGAGCCAGCUGCUAUGACACUAGUGCACAUCACCUGCGGGUGACAGGGACCUGGGCCCUGCCCCCCAGCACCUGCUAUGCCCAGCCCAAAUGGAGCAAAGCCCAGCGCUGCCCAGAUCAUGGCACAGGCACCCCAGCACAGGGCAGGCGGGGAGUGGGGCCUGUUUCAGAGCCUGCCAGGCCAUGCUGGCGGGCAGCAUGGGGACCCAAGCUGCACUCAGCAUUGACUCCAAGACCCCGAGAUGGGACCACCACAGUGGUGACGCAGGUCCCAACCCCUAAGCCCUGUGUCCCCUACCAUGCCCGGCUGGCAGCUCCUGGCUGGCUCCUUCCUCUGGAAGAGGCAGGAGAAGGUGUCCAACCAGAGACAAUGGGUGUGGCUUCUGAAGACCAAUCAGAAGAUGGUGGUGGCAGCCCUGAGGGCCACCUACUGCUUAUCGAUGACAAGGGGGUACCAUACACAGUGCCACGGCAGGAGCUAGAGGUGGGGCCAGGGGCAGGGCCAGCACAGCUCACAUCUCCACGACGAACACACUUGUGCCCCGUGUGCCUCCGUGCUUUCCUGUACCUGUCGGACCUGGAGCGACACAGCAUCACCCACUCAGAGCUCAAGCCCCAUGUGUGCCGGGCCUGUGGCAAAGCCUUCAAGCGCACCUCGCACCUGGAGCGCCACAAGCACAUCCACACUGGGCAGCGCCCCUUCCGCUGCAGCGUGUGUCAGAAGGGCUUUCGUGAAUCAGGCGAGCUUCUGCGGCACCAACGUGUGCACACAGGCGAGCGUCCCUUCCAGUGCCCACUGUGCCGCCUGCGCUUCACCGAACGCCAUACCUUGCGACGCCAUGCCAAGCGCAAGCAUGCUCAUGAUGCCUGCUGUCCAGAUGCCUGGGAUCAUGGGGCUCCAGGGCUGCCUGGUGCUGAUGGCAAGAGCCAAACAGGCUGGGGGGAACCAGGUGCAGGGCUGGAAACACCCUAGUGGCACUGGGACCCCCUGUACCAGGGUCCCUGGGAGCAUAGUGAGUGGUUGAACCUAAAGAGACCCCAGCUUGGAGCCACCCCUAGCCCCUGGGAUAGGGCUACAGUGGGGUGCCAAGAAGACCCCAAGGGACAUGGGGGAGAUCUAGUUGGGGGAGCCCCUAUUUUAGCUUCCUCCAAGGCAGGACUCAGUGGCAUGGGUGCAACAGGUGCCCACCCCUAGCAGGUGGCUGUGUCUGUUGGUGGGAGGGUGGUGCUGGUGUCCCACACAUGGUAGAGGAGCACACGUGUGGCCAUGGUAAGGGGUUGUCUGUCAUUCUGGGCCCAGAUGUGUGCUCGGUGAUGAGUUGGAUGCAAUAAAGGUUCAGCUCUGUACAGC
Molecule: messenger RNA, 3093 nt
Organism: Alligator mississippiensis (American alligator)
Lineage: Eukaryota; Metazoa; Chordata; Crocodylia; Alligatoridae
Gene: ZNF524
Product: zinc finger protein 524
Exons: 1
Coding region: 1627-2715 (362 amino acids)
Cellular component (GO): nucleus
Source: RefSeq, a predicted model, not a curated record